UGACGCCCCAUCUUAAGUUUCAUUGAUGUUGAUAGGUUGCCACCACGUUACCCAUAACAUUCUCUCACCUAUAUAAUGCAUCGAGACACUUGACAUUUAAACUCACCGUUUCACAACUUUCUUCUUCUUCACUCUUUUCUUUGAAAUGUAUAGCGGCGACAAUUACAAGCGGCGACGAAAGGAGAGGUUUGCCGACGAAGAUGGUUACGACGACGACGGUAACUGUUCCAGUGAUCAUGAAACCAAGAAGAAAAAUAUGAGUGGUAUUAUCACUUCGUUACUGUUGCUUGAAGAGCAAGUAAAGCGAGACCAUGAAGAGCAAAAUGUGGCGUCCGACGAAGUGAAAUCGAUUUUGGAGUCAGCCCACAAGAGGAAAACUUCAACCAUGCUUGAAUUUUACUCCAACCUCCAAGAUUGCUACUCCGAAACCGACGAAGUCAACAGUGUAAAGCGGAAGAAGUCCCGCGCCAUGGCGUUCUCCGUCGCCGCCGUUUCCGUUAACAAAACGGAAAACCAAUCAGUCAUCAAUCAUAACAAACAAUCCGGGUCCAUUCAGCAUAGGCGGUUAUGGGUGAAGAACAGACCGAAGGCUUGGUGGGACGAUUGUAACCGACCCGAUUAUCCGGAAGGGGAAUUCAAGAAGGCGUUUAGGAUGAGCAAGUCAACGUUCGAGCUCAUUUGCGAAGAGCUCAACUCCGUUAUCGUCAAAGAAGACACAACGCUACGGAACGCGAUCCCCGUUAAGCAAAGAGUGGCGGUUUGCAUUUGGCGGUUAGCCACGGGUGAACCGUUACGCCUCGUUUCGAAACGGUUCGGUUUAGGCAUCUCGACGUGCCAUAAAUUGGUCCUCGAAGUCUGUUCGGCGAUACGCAACGUUUUGAUGCCGAAAUAUUUACAAUGGCCCGACGAGGUUUCGGUAAGGAAAAUAAAAGAAGAGUACGAGGGUGUUUCGGGCAUACCGAACGUCGUCGGAUCAAUGUACACGACGCAUAUCCCCAUUAUAGCACCGAAAAAAUGCGCGGCUGCAUAUAUCAACAAGAGACAUACGGAACGGAACCAGAAAACCUCGUAUUCGGUAACUGUACAAGGUGUGAUCGAUCCAAGGGGAGUUUUCACGGAUGUUUGUAUCGGUUGGCCAGGUUCGAUGAACGAUGAUCAAGUGUUGGAAAAAUCAGCUUUGUACCAGAGGGCAAAAGAGGGAUUAUUGAAAGGAGUAUGGGUUGUUGGGAGUUCGGGGUAUCCGUUAAUGGAUUGGGUUUUGGUUCCUUACACACGACAACAUUUGACUUGGACACAACAUGCUUUCAAUGAAAAGAUUGGGGAGAUUCAAAGGGUUGCCAAGGAAGCAUUUGGGAGAUUGAAAGGGAGAUGGUGUUGUUUGCAGAAAAGGACAGAAGUGAAGUUACAGGAUUUGCCUGUUGUACUGGGAGCAUGUUGUGUUUUACAUAAUAUUUGUGAAAUGAGGAAUGAAGGGAUUGACCCAGACUUGAAAAUUGAGCUUGUUGACGAUGAGAUGGUCCCUGAAGUUGCUUUGAGAUCGGUAAGUUCCUUGAAAGCUAGAGAUGCUAUCGCUCAUAACCUUCUACAUCAUAAUCUUGCUGGCACUGCUUUUCUGUAAUUCUGUAAUUUACAGAAAUGAAGUUGUAAUCUGGAAAAAAAAAUUACCAGUACUUUUUUGCAAUGUAGUAUAACAUUAUUGUAGGGACUAACUGUAAAUUUGUUUGUAGGGGAUGUGUAAAAUUAUAUGUUUAUCCCCUCAUACAAAUGGAAUAUUUGGAGUUAAUAGUGUUAGAUUUACAUUUAGGAGAAGAUAUUUAUAUUCCUAGGUUCUAUACUUCUUCAAUUAUGAAAUAAAGAAUACGAAUGAAUCAAAUGUAGAAAA
Durio zibethinus is the source of this 1882-nucleotide messenger RNA. Lineage: Eukaryota; Viridiplantae; Streptophyta; Magnoliopsida; Malvales; Malvaceae. The record is from RefSeq and is a predicted model, not a curated record.